UGGCGAGUAUAUCAACCACUCUUGGGCCCCUUGCUCUUGGGAUCUUUUGGAAUACCUACCUCUAUGGGGUCGUAAGUAUCCAAUGUGACGUAUUGGAACACGAGGCCGCAGUGGUCGCUUUUUUCCUCCUCGAUACGGCCCACAGCGCCUCGUUGAUUAAUAUGGCUUGGUAUUUUACGUCUUUCACCUGUCAAGUUAAACCCACCUUCGAAUCGGAUAGGAUCGACCAUUUCGGGGAUUUAGCCGCGUUGACCCGUGUCUUUUGGGCUUAUCCCUUCACUACCAUUGUCACUGCUCUCCUGGCCUUUCUAACACAACUGUUUUUGGGCUUUCGGAUCUGGCGGCUCACGCAACGUUUCAUAUUCUAUGCCAUUAUAAUUGCGAUUUCAACCGUUUCGCUCGCGAUGGGAGUUAUAUGCACUGUCAAGGCGACGACUCUGACGAGGAUCCUCGAGGCUUGAG
Cyclocybe aegerita is the source of this 462-nucleotide messenger RNA. Lineage: Eukaryota; Fungi; Basidiomycota; Agaricomycetes; Agaricales; Hemipholiotaceae. The record is from the annotation of a GenBank genome assembly.